Messenger RNA from Ostrea edulis (European flat oyster), 3713 nucleotides. Its product is annotated as neuronal acetylcholine receptor subunit alpha-10-like. The record is from RefSeq and is a predicted model, not a curated record. Gene Ontology annotation, molecular function: transmembrane signaling receptor activity; extracellular ligand-gated monoatomic ion channel activity; neurotransmitter receptor activity. Gene Ontology annotation, cellular component: neuron projection; membrane; synapse. The coding region runs from base 987 to 2360 and encodes 457 amino acids. Gene Ontology annotation, biological process: regulation of membrane potential; nervous system process; signal transduction. The transcript is spliced from 2 exons. NCBI's taxonomy places the organism in Eukaryota, Metazoa, Mollusca, Bivalvia, Ostreida, Ostreidae.
AGAUCUUCAUCAAUUUAAAAGUAAAUGUUCAUCAGAAUUGAAUCCUAUUCUGUGAUUCAAAAAGGAGUCAAAGAAAGAUGGGAUAUGUUACGAUAAAAUAUUCAAAAACAAUUUAGAUACAGAUAUACUGUUACAAUGCACAUGCUAAAUUUACUUUGCUUCCCUUUAAUACAUGAAUACUUUAAACACAUACUGCAUUUUGUCGCACGCACACUUUACACAAUUGUAUUUUACUUCAGAUGACGUUCAAUAAAUGAAAUCGUGAUUGGAGUAAAGAGCUGUUAUAAUGUAUGAAAAGGAUGGCAGCUGUACGAAACUACGUCUGUUUGAUCCUUCAAAUUCGUACAUAAUGAAAUACACGAGUCCUGGUGGAAGUCAUUUAUAGAUACAAUAGAUCAUUCAUGUUUAAGUUUUGAAUGUAUGCUAGUAUUACUAGUACAAAUCGCCCCCUAUUUUAUGAAAUGAAAUUGUAAUUAUCAGAUCAUUGUGCUGUACUGGUGUACCGGAUAAUACUUAAUUGAAAUUAUCAGCAGUAAUAAAAAGAACACAGAAAAAAAAAAUGAAAUUUUCUUUUUAAAAGUGCUGUAGCUGUAGCGGGUUUUUUUUUGUUUUUUUUGUUUUUGUUUUUUGGUCACUAGUUCGAUCUCCAAUUACCGGAUAGCCACCACAAAUAAGCUGACCUUGAAAACAAGUUUACCUGUCGGCUAUUUCAGAUAAGGAACUAGUUUAGCCUGAUGCUGGAUUUUAAAAUGUCAAUUCAGUCUUGCAACUAGAACAGACCAGACCCAAUCUUUCAGAAAGCGGGAUCAAGAAAACCUCGUGACCGCAUAAACGUACAAGAUCUAAUAUCCAUUCCCCGUCUUUGUCGAGUUCCUGAUGGGAUUCUAAUUCAGAACUACUACAUGUAGUUAAUGGUUCCAUUUAGGUGGCGACGUUCUGUUGAAUCUUAUUUGAGGUUUUAACCUACCCGGAUAAGUGAAAGAACAAUGAAUUUGAGCGUUGUUGCGUUAUUUCUCAUUUUUGCACAGUUGGGAUAUGCUGUCAACAGAACAGACAUCGAAAACCUGUACACAGACCUAAUACUGACCGUAGCUAGCUCACAACUGCUGAAGGAUGUCCCUCCGGCUCAAUACACAGUAGUAUCUGGGUCAUUGACACUAUUGUCUAUAAGUGGUUUAGACGAAGUUUCAGGAACGUUUUCUACCAUGGUCAAUUUAGCUUUAUAUUGGCAAGACGAAAGACUUAAAUGGGAUUCUUCGAGUUACGACAAUCUCAGCUCUAUUGUCAUCCCACAGGACCAAGUCUGGACGCCAUCAAUUAUCAUGAGAAAUUCUGCGAAGAAAGUGAAAAAAUUAGGUCUGGAAAACAACGUGGUCACUAUAUCCAGUGACGGAUGGGUAUCCCUGAAUAUUGCUGACUAUCUAGAAACUGUCUGCAAUUUUGAUGUAACACAUUUCCCGUUUGAUCGCCAAAAAUGCGAAAUUUUAUUUUUUCCGUGGAUUUACACCAGUGGCAGUGUUGAUUUCAAGCAAUCGUAUAGCAACGUUGAUUUAACUUUAUACUCGGAAAACGGAAUGUGGAAAAUCUUGAGUACGACAUCAACGGUUAACUACAUAUUGCGGCCUUCUCAAAGUGGUCAAACAUACAGGUUUGCUGAAUUAAAAUAUACGAUUGACAUGGAAAGAAGAUCGUCCUAUUUUGUUCUGACGAUAUUUAUGCCUGUAAUUAUGCUUCUUCUUCUCAAUUCUGUCGUUUUUCUUCUGCCGACGGACAGCGGUGAACGCGUGGGAUAUUCCAUCACGUGCCUGCUAGCGUUGGCAGUCUUCUUGACCUUGACGGCUGACAAUUUACCCAGAACAUCUGAUCCAUUGUCGGUCCUUGCCUGUUUCUUAAUGCUUCUGGUGAUGACAUCCGCCGGUAUUUGUCUAAUGACAAUAUUAAGCGUCUGGUUGCAUCACAAGGAUGAGAAGUCACCGAUGCCGAUAUAUUUGAAGAAGUUCGUAUACCACGUGCUGUGUAGAGGACGAAAAACGCAAAAAGCAGAUGAUAAGAGGGUCAUUGUUACCGUAGAAACACCGAAAAGUACGUCGAAAGUUAAACGUGACUUCAAGGGCACACAAAGCCACGGAACUAAGAAAGUGCAGAUGAACGGAAUUCGACCAACAUCUCUGAGACAGAUCAAAGUUCACAGUGUGGACGAGAAACAACCGAAAGAGAAUAAAAACACGGAUGAUCCGUAUUCCGAUAUUACGUGGAAAAUGUUUGCAGAAUUGUUCAACCUUCUGUGUCUGGUUGUCACACUCUCGUUCACAGGAAUUUUGUUCUUCUUGUAUGUGUUAAUCGCAAGAGGUAAUCUUUGAGAAGAAAUGAUACACUUAUUUUUGAGUUUACAAUCUACGGAGAAAAUAUUUUUCACGUGAAAUUUAAUUUCUGCAGGUACGCGUAGUUACGGAAACCGCUCGUGCCAGGUGAGAAAAAUAUUUUAUCUGUCUGUCUUCAGAGAGAGAUCUGGCGGCCACCGGAUAAGUUUAAGCCGACCGCAACAUAAUUAUAUGGCGACCGCCAGAUAAUUUUGUGUGACCACCACCAGAAACUUAUUUGACGGUCACCGUCAAGUAAAUUAUUUUUCUCACCAGGCACCAAGCGACAUCAGUACUUGAUAUAAAAGCUGUAACUUUCCAAGCCGUGCCUAUAAGAAAAAAGUCCAUACACUUCAUGUCCAAUCUCGCUGUAAACAAGUCCACUGUGUAUCGUUUUAGAACGUCUUGGUUUAUAUACUGGUAUAUUACAAAUAUUCCAUUUAAAAAUAGAGUUAAAAACACAACUCAUAUUAGUUUGAUAGGAUAACUACAUUCAUUGAACAUGCCUUUAUCCAGUCUAUACACCGAACCAGAGAUAUACCGUUAUCUACUAUUUUUCAAUUUUGAUGGAACUAAAUUUCUUAGUCGAAGUUUAUUUUAAGGGCAAAAAAGAUGCAAAAAUCUUGUUCUGCAAUUGCUAUAAUUUACCCUACCUAAUUUUAGAACAAACAAAAUGCAAACUUCUUUAAUUAAGAAUUCCAUGACAGACUUAUCGAAUUUUAAAAAUCAGGCUACUAAAAUAUGCAUUACAUGUAUAUCAUGUACUUGUAGGUGCUUAGGGACAGAGUUGAGAUCAUUGAUAAAUAUACAGUGUAUGUAAAAACAAAUGAUGUUUUGUUUGGAGCUUAAUUAUCAUAUCAUUAUAAUCAUAUGCAAAUUUACCUGAGAUAUACAUGUAGGGCUCACGGCGGGUGUGACCGGUCGACAGGGAAUGCUUACUCCUCCUAGGCACCUGAUCCCACCUCUAGUGUGUCCAGGGGUCCGUGUUCGCCCAACUCUCUAUUUUGCAUUGCUUAUGGGAGUUAUGAGAUUGGUUACUGUUCAUUAUCUUCAUCUUUCAUCAAACUAAAAAACUCCUUGAUAUUCAGUAAAAUAAGAAUUUACGUUUUGUUUUCAGUAUGGUAUUGUUGAAUAAUCUGUUCAGUGUAGAAAUAUCAAAAUUAGUAUUGAUAGAAUAUUUUAUUAACGUUCGUUAUGAAUAUUUAUAUGUAAUACUAGAUGCUUUGAGUGGGAAUGUUAAAGAUUAUGUAAUGAUUUGAAAUUUAUUCAACUCGAAUAUGCACGUGUACUUGUAGGUGCUUAGGGACAGAGUUGAGACCAUUGAUGAAUAUAAAUACAUGUAAAAACAAAUGA